AUGUCCGUUCAAAUACAUUCUCCUCAACAUACAAACAAUCCAACCUAUCACUAUGCUUCUUCUUCUCAACAACUUCCACAACUUCCACAAAUUUCUCAACAACUUUCUCAACAAUUUUCUCAACAAAUUACUCAACAACUUCCUCAACAACUUCCUCGUAUUGACCAACUUUCUAUACAAAUUCCACAAAUUCCAUUACCUCAACAAAUUUCUCAUCAACAUCAAAAUCAUUAUCAACCAAAAUUCCAACAACAACCAUUGUCACAACCAUCAAAUAUGUCACCCAUGUCAACUAUGACACAACAAUACUCUCAACAGGAUCAAAAUUCUCUUCCAGAGAUGACACUUUCAAAUCAAAUAACUGAACAUUAUUUAUCAAAAGCAGCUUCAUUACCUACAGCUUCAUUAGCCAAAUUUCCCAAAUUAUCACCACAACAUCAACAACAUAUUUUAGCAGCAAUUAAAUGUUUGGAGGCUGUAAUUAUGAGUAUCACGAAAGGAAAUACGUAUAUGCCAUUAGUUGAAUUAAAAACGCGAUUUAGAUUAAGUCAAAUAUUAUUUUGGUUCACUGAUAAUAUUCGAGAAUCUGAAAGUCAUUUGCAGAAAGCCAUCUUAGUUGCACAAAAGCUGGAUAAUGCAACAGAAAUUAAAUUUAAAAUGAUUGAUCUUCAGUGCAACAUAUUAAAAAGUACAAAUAAUUUAAAAGCAGCUCGAAAUCUGAUGAAAUCUAAUGUUAUUGAAGCGAUGGAACGUAAUAUGCCAGAUUGGGCUUAUCAUUUUUUAUUACAACGCGCGGACUUUCAUUAUGCAGAAAAUGAUUUCAAUGGAUGUUUAUCAAUAUUGAAGCAAGCAGAAUUAAUGGCAGAUCAAAGAGAAGUUCAUCAUAUUUUGGAUCGAAGUCAAAAUGAAGAUUCAGAAGAUGAAUUGAAAGAAUAUACUACGUUACGUAUAUCAUCAGUUCCUACAUCAUCUACAACAAUAUCAUCUUCUUCAUCUUCCUUAACUUCUACAUCUUCAUUAUCUUCUUCAACGAAUUCCGGAAGUAUAUCAGUAUUAGUUCGAUGGUUAUCUAAAGCAGAAAUAUAUACUCUAACAUUUUUAAUAUCGGGAAUCUGUAAUCGAGGUGAUACCUCGGCUUUAAAAGCAAUUAUUUUUUUAACAGAAGGAUUAAAAAUUGUUGAACGAGAAAUAUUUUCAAAUGAUGACAGUCAUUUACCAGUUCAAGAUGUUAUAAAAUCCAAACAUUUUUAUGUGGUUUUAAAGGCAUACAUGUUACAACAUUUAAUUGAUAAUUACAUGUUAAGGUCCGAGUUUGUUAGUGCUGAAAAGACACUUACCCAAUUAAUGAAUUGGGUGACAGCUUAUGAUCUUUGGUCAAAAUUUCAAGUUCCUGUAACACUUGCACUUGGAAUGAUAAAUCAAUGCGUAGGAAAAUCUAAUGAAGCUAUUGCACAUUAUAAAACAAUUGAAAAGAUAUCGGACAAUAGAGAAAUCAGAAUAUUGUCAAAAGUCAAUCGCGCAUUUUUAAUUUUUGGAAAUUCAAAUAAUAGUCAAGAACAUUCACAAGAGGAGCUUGAUAUUAUAAUUAAAGAGGUACAACAAGAAAUGCAUCAGUCAAAUAAUAUUAUUAGUCUUAGAGCUGCCUUACAUUUUUUAGAAGCGUUAGCGUGUGGUGAAUUAACACGAACAAAAGAACACCUUCUUGAAUCUCUCAAAUUAUCUUCAACUCUGGCUAAUAAUCAACUUAAAGCUUUAACACUUUCAGUAUUAGGUGCAUUAUUCUGUGCAACUCAAAAUGAUCAAGCUGAAAAGAUGUUGGCUGCUGCUUACCUUUUAUCAAGAAAUGCUAAUAAUGAAUUGGGAUGUCUUAUUUCUGGUCGACUUUUAAAGGAUAUAUAUGCUUAUCAAAACAAACAACCUAAUUACUCAAAGCAAAAUUCAUUUAAUGAACAACAUGAACUUUCUGUUUGUAGAUUUUUAACUGAUUGGAGAGAAAGAUAUUCUUAA
This is a messenger RNA of Diversispora eburnea, 2007 nucleotides long. The record is from the annotation of a GenBank genome assembly. Lineage: Eukaryota; Fungi; Glomeromycota; Glomeromycetes; Diversisporales; Diversisporaceae.